Cajanus cajan (pigeon pea) is the source of this 1772-nucleotide messenger RNA. The record is from RefSeq and is a predicted model, not a curated record. NCBI's taxonomy places the organism in Eukaryota, Viridiplantae, Streptophyta, Magnoliopsida, Fabales, Fabaceae.
GUGCCAAAGAGAAUUCUUGAAGUCAUGAAUGUGCCAAACUUGACAAGAGAAAAUGUUGCCAGUCACUUACAGAAGUAUCGCAUAUUCCUGAGAAAAGUAGCAGACAAAGGUUUAAUCGAGGGCUUAUCUAACAGGGAUCUAAAGUCAAGGUUUGCUUCUGGCCUUUCACCAUCAGUGAUCAGAGACUUCCAAGCAGCAACUGCGAAAGCACGUGUUCCUGUGCAGCAAUACAUGAAAAGAUUGGCACAUCAAUCAGCGUACGGAGGAAUAGCCAAUGCUCUUAAACCUUACAAUCAUGUUUCAAGAAGUACUAGUUAUGUGACUACUACAUUUGGAAGAUCUAAUCAAUUUCCCUACUCAUUGCAUAAAGGCUUGAACAUGAGGGUUCAACACCAGCAUGGUGAUUCUUUGAAUCAAGCCAGACUUGGAAUGCAAUCAAGCUUUGCUACCAAUAAUGCUGGGGCCAAUUACAACAAUAUUCAACAAAAGAUGUUGGGAAGCUAUGCCAACUCAUCAUACUAUUCAAAAAGCUCUUGCAACAAUGUUGGUGCUGUCUUUCAAUCAAAUGGAACAAUGGGACACGGCUUGAUCACUGCAAAUGGCCUUAGAGGAGGUGUGAAAUAUGGUAACCAGCAAUUGAUGAAUCAAAACUAUGGUACUUCAUUGGAAAAUUAUCACAAGUUUAGCUAUGAUCAAGUAAACUGGAACAUGGGAUCUUUGAACUACUCUAAUAAUAAUAAUCUGACUUGGAAUAGUACUACUUAUAAUACCAACGGUAACAUUCAACAGAAUGGUGGAUCACAAGUGGUUGGAAAUGGAAUGAAAGGAGAGUAUAACAAUGCUGUUGGUACUACGGAUUCCAUUGCAAACAACUCUAAUAAUAAUCUGACUUGGAAUAGUACUACUUACGAUACCAGCAGCAGCAUUCAACAGAAUGGUGGAUCACAAGUGGUUGGAAAUGGAACAAAAGGAGGGUAUAACAAUACUAUUGGUACGCUGAAUUCUAUUGCAAACAACAAUAGCUUUGGGUUGAUCAAAGGGACAACUCAAAAUACAAAUAGGAAUGUUGUGGCACCUUUAGGGCAAGGAAAUUCUGGUUUGGCUCAAGGAGGGUUUGCUUCUGCUUCUGCUUCUAUUGCUAUGGAUUAUGUCAAGUCAAGUGAUCACCUUCCACCAGCAUUUAUCACUAAUAAUGGAACAGGAGCAGAAAAUGUUUCUGUGAACCAACAAAGGUCACAGCAACAAAAUGUCAAUGUUGCAGGAAAUGUCACUUCAAUCGGUGAGGGUGAUUUCAACCACCUAGCAGAUGAAGUCGACCUUUCUGAUCUUUUCUUGAUGAUAGAUGAAAUGGAUAUUCUUAUUGAGACUGGAGAGAAUCCUAAUGCAAGUGAACUUCCAAAGUCUGACUUUUCUAACUCAACUCAUGCUGUGCAAUCCCAUGAACAGUCCAACAGUGGUAGUGAUAUGAUUAUCGACCAAACUGAAAGCACAUUAAAUGUGUCAAACGAGUCCCCAACAAGCUCUGACAAGAAUUCUAAUCAGCUGGGAGGCUAUAGCGGAUUUCUGGACAUAGAAUCCUUGGAUAGGUUCAUGGUGGAUGAUGUUUCCUCAGCACGUGACUCAGCUACUUAUCAGGAUUGGGAUAUGGAUUUCAUUGAAACCUUGUUUGCUGCUGAGACAAACUAGAGGGAAUGAGAAGUGUGCUUCCAUAGGAUCAUAUAAAAUUAGAUAUAUAUAUAUUACAUAUAUAUACAUAACAUUAAUUUGCUUAG